GAAAACGAUAAAUACGUACAUAUAUAAUUAUCGAACUACUUUCUCAACAAUUGCACGCCUUUGGUCUGGAAAUUUUAUGUCUUAACCGUUUAUCAUGACGCUUGGUGAGAUACGAGGCAAGAACGAAGUGCAACCAACAAGUGAAGACUCUGCAAAAACAAUGAAUUUAAAUGAUGGAAUCUCCUUUGACAAAAUUAAUGGGAAUAUGAAACAGAACGAAACGACAAUAUCAUUUUUACGAGCUGCCCGCAGUGGUGACAUUAAAAAAGUGGUCGAUUUUAUAGAAAGUGGCCAAAUAUCGGACAUAAACAGUUGCAACGCGAAUGGUCUAAAUGCCCUUCACCUAGCGGCAAAGGACGGAUACGUUGAUAUAUGCUGUGAGUUACUAAGGAGAGGUAUCAAGGUGGAUAAUGCUACAAAAAAGGGGAACACAGCUUUGCACAUUGCAUCUUUAGCAGGACAACAAGAAGUUAUUAAUCAGCUUAUUUUAUGUAAUGCCAAUGUAAACGUGCAGUCUCUUAACGGUUUUACGCCACUCUACAUGGCAGCACAAGAAAAUCACGAUUACUGUUGUCGGCUCUUAUUGACAAAUGGAGCGAACCCGUCAUUAUCUACAGAAGAUGGCUUUACUCCACUUGCGGUAGCAAUGCAGCAGGGACACGACAAAAUAGUAAAUGUAUUACUUGAAAAUGAUGUACGUGGUAAGAUUCGUCUUCCAGCGCUUCAUAUUGCUGCCAAAAAGAACGACGUAAAUGCUGCCAAACUGUUACUUCAGCAUGAUCGGAAUGCCGACAUUGUUUCCAAGUCUGGCUUUACUCCAUUGCAUAUAGCAGCUCAUUAUGGAAACAUGGACAUUGCAACUUUACUUUUAAAUAACAAUGCAGAUGUUAAUUAUAAGGCCAAACAUAAUAUCUCCCCUCUACACGUUGCUUGUAAAUGGGGAAAAUUAUCAGUGUGUAGUUUGUUAAUAUCUCGAGGAGCAUAUAUAGAUGCGAUAACUCGUGAUGGCCUGACACCACUUCACUGUGCUUCUCGUUCUGGUCAUGUUGAGGUCAUCGAGCAAUUGUUGAUUCAAAACGCUCCCAUAUUAACAAAAACGAAGAAUGGCUUAUCUGCGCUCCACAUGGCUGCACAGGGAGAGCAUGAUGAAGCAGCUCGACUGUUAUUGGAUCACGAAAGUCCAGUAGAUGAGGUUACUGUCGAUUAUUUAACAGCUCUUCAUGUAGCUGCGCACUGUGGGCAUGUAAAAGUAGCUAAACUAUUACUAGAUUAUUACGCAAAUCCGAAUGCGCGUGCACUGAAUGGUUUCACUCCUCUUCAUAUUGCCUGUAAAAAAAAUCGUAUUAAAAUAGUUGAACUACUGAUAAAACACGGAGCUAAUAUUGGAGCAACCACAGAAUCAGGUCUCACUGCAUUACAUGUUGCUAGUUUUAUGGGGUGUAUGAAUAUUGUAAUAUACUUGCUACAACAUGACGCUAGCCCAGAUAUACCAACAAUACGCGGAGAAACACCACUUCAUUUGGCCGCUCGUGCUAAUCAGGAGGAUAUUGUUCGGAUUUUGCUUCGCAGUGCAAAUGUGGAUGCCAUAGCACGUGAAGGCCAAACGCCUCUACACGUAGCUUCGCGAUUGGGAAAUCUUAAUAUAAUUAUGUUACUAUUGCAGCAUGGAGCAGAGAUAGAUGCUAAAACUAAAGACAAUUAUUCGUCGCUACACAUUGCUACAAAGGAAGGGCAAGAAGAAGUAGUUCAAUUGUUAUUGGAAAACGGUGCUCAACUAGAUGCUGUAACCAAAAAGGGGUUUACUUCACUUCACCUGGCUAGCAAAUACGGCAAGCAGAAAAUAGCAGAAUUACUUCUAGAAAAGGGAGCUUCUGUUGAUUUUAAGGGGAAAAAUGAUGUGACCCCAUUACACGUAGCUACUCAUUACAAUCAUCAGUCAGUGGUAGAGACGCUUCUGGAAAAAGGCGCUUCGCCAAAGUUAUGUGCGCGGAAUGGUCAAAGUGCAAUUCACAUAGCUUCCAAAAAUAAUAAUUUGGAAAUUGUUCACAAAUUACUAGAACGCGGUGCAGAUGUUAACGAUAUAAGUAAGAGUGGCUUUUCUCCAUUACAUUUGGCUGCCCAAGAGGGACACGUUGAUAUGGUACAACUACUUAUAGAAUUUGGGGCUAAAAGCUUAUGUGCUAAGAACGGUCUGACUCCAUUACAUUUGGCUGCACAAGAGGGCCACGUUGAAAUAUCCCGUAUUUUGUUGGGACAUGGCGCAAAAAUUUCAGAGCGCACUAAAAAUGGUUAUUCUUCCCUUCAUAUUGCUGCACAUUAUGGCCACCUCGAUCUUGUAAAAUUUUUUCUGGAAAAUGAUGCAGACAUCGAGAUGUCUACCAAUAUCGGCUAUACACCACUUCAUCAAGCUGCUCAGCAAGGACAUAUUAUGAUUAUUAAUCUUUUAUUGCGCCACAAAGCGAAUCCUAAUGCUUUAGCAAAAAACGGUAACACUGCUCUACACAUUGCACGUAACCUAGGAUAUAUAACAGUAAUGGAAACUCUUAAGGUUGUCACGUCUACAUCUGUUGUUAACAGCUUUAGUGGUGUAAGCGAAGAAAAGUGCAAGGUAAUGUCUCCAGAGCUGAUGCAUGAAUCCCUAUUUUCCGAUUCCGAUGACGAAACUGGUGAUGAUUUUUUGGAUCAUGAUCAUUACAAAUACAUGGCAACUGAUGAUUUAAAAGCAAAUUACAGUCAGGAUCACCAAAACUUUGAUACUACAAUUCCUGAACAUCAUGAUACUGAUGUGUCGGCUCCGUUUAGCCUUGAGAAAGGAAUACUGAUCAAGGACGCGGAAUGCAAUAAAGUAUCUACAUUGGAGCUGAAAUCCACUGAUAUGGGAAAUGAUCGACCUCAGAUCCAAUUGGGGUUUUUAGUAUCGUUCCUGGUAGACGCACGUGGUGGAUCGAUGCGCGGAUAUCGGCACAGCGGCGUGCGAAUUAUAGUUCCUCCGAAGGCCUGCGCUGAACCCACACGUAUUACUUGCCGUUAUGUUAAACCUCAAAGGGUAGUUAACCCUCCUCCUUUAAUGGAAGGCGAAGCACUUGUAAGCCGUAUUUUGGAAAUGUCACCUGUUGAAGGGAAGUUUUUAAGUCCAAUAAUACUAGAAGUUCCGCAUUUUGGCGCCCUUAAAAAAAAUGAGCGCGAAAUUAUUAUAUUGCGUUCUGACAACGGAGAAAGUUGGCGCGAGCAUAACUUACAUGAGACUGAGGAAACUCAUAAAAACACAACUGGUAUCGAUUUUAAUCGAAUUGAAGAAUUACAUACAGAUCGCAUUGUUCGAAUUGUUACACAAAAUGUCCCGCACUUUCUUGCCGUUGUUUCGCGUCUUCGUCAAGAAGUGCACGCAAUCGGGCCAGAUGGUGGCACCGUCUUCUCUAUGACCGUACCACAGGUGCACGCUAUAUUUCCACCUCAUGCCUUGACCAAGAAAAUUCGAGUCGGUCUUCAGGCACAACCAGUAGAACUGGUUGGAUGUUCUAAGCUGCUCGGCCAAGGCGUUGGUGUCUCACCAAUAGUCACUGUUGAGCCACGACGCCGAAAAUUUCAUAAGGCAAUUACACUCAGUAUCCCUGUUCCAAAAGCUUCUACAAAAAGUAUGGUUAAUGCAUGCUAUGGAAAUGGAAAUUCAAAUUCACCUACUCUGAGAUUAUUGUGUUCCAUUACCGGUGGUCAAACGCGUGCAACAUGGGAGGAUGUUACUGGAUCAACCCCGCUGUCUUUCCAUAAAGAUAGUAUAACUUUUACCACAACUGUUUCUGCCCGUUUCUGGUUAAUGGAUUGCCGAAAUAUCGCAGACGCUGGACGAAUGGCUACGGAACUAUACAGUCAUUUGGCAAAAGUUCCUUUUUUUGUGAAGUUCGUAGUAUUUGCAAAGCGCAUUUCUGAAGCGGAAGCGAAAUUUUCGGUGUUUUGCAUGACUGACGAUAAAGAGGAUAAGACUCUUGAACAACAAGAAUACUUCACAGAAGUUGCAAAAAGUAAGGAUAUCGAAGUAUUGCAAGAUCAAACAAUUUAUCUAGAGUUUUCUGGUAACAUUGUCCCCGUCUUAAAGACAGGCGAGCAACUUUAUACAAAGUUUCAGGCAUUUUGCGAAAAUCGGCUUUCAUUUGUUGCUCAUAUUAAGGACCCAGAGUUUCCACAUGGUCGCAUCUGUUUUAUGCCCGAUAAAAAAGUCGGUCUGAAUGAACUACCAUUGAAUCCUCUUUGUACUUUAAAUGUGUCGGUAGAUAUGGUAACUAUCAAAAAGCAUCUUGCAAACAAUCAAUUUUUUCACUUAAACCGUGACAUUAAUAUGCGUGGCAAAUUGAAUCAAAAUGAUGUUAUUAAUUCAGAAAUAGAAGCCGAUUCACCGACUACUAGACAAAUUAAUAAAAAGUCAAACGACAUUGAGUUGAUAGAAAACCAAACAAUAACACUAAUUGAUAUAUGUAGCCAUAUAGGAGGUGACUGGCCACAGCUUGCAAAACAAUUGGGUGUUCCCGAGUCCGAUAUCGAGCUGGUCAAAGCAGAGUACUUUAGUGACGACAGCGUACGUCAGAGCAUGGUAAUGUUACAGCUAUGGCUAGAACAUGGAGGAAUUUUCACAGAGAUUGAAAUAGUUGAAGCUCUUUGCAAAAUUGGCCGUGGGGACGUAGUGGAAAAGUGUCGUCAUAAUGCAGAGACCGUCAAUAAUAAAAUGGAAGGUCUGGAUAACGCAAAAAUUAAGAAAAGUAGGGAGUAUGAAGGGCCAAGUACGAACACCACAAAGCGUAACUCAAAUACCAUUAACACUGAAAACGAAAAAUUACGUGAUACACCUCAAGCAUCACAAAAAGAAGAUCUUGAAUUGCAUGAAAAAGGAUCAACUUCUUAGGAUAGAAGGAUAAUUGAUAUCAAAUAAUAAAUAAUAUUAAAAAAUGCCCACAGAGUCAAUUAUUUGCAAUAAAAAAAAUAUGUUAAUCUUUUAAAAUUCAUUUUAACCAUUAUUUAUUUAAAGAAGAUCUUGAAUUGCAUGAAAGAGGAUCAACUUUUUAGGACAGAAGGAUAACUGAUGUCAAAUAAUAAAUAACAAAUAAAAAAAUUACCCAC
This is a messenger RNA of Drosophila eugracilis, 5109 nucleotides long. Its product is annotated as ankyrin-3. Gene Ontology annotation, molecular function: protein binding. The transcript has 13 exons. Lineage: Eukaryota; Metazoa; Arthropoda; Insecta; Diptera; Drosophilidae. Gene Ontology annotation, biological process: signal transduction. The coding region runs from base 95 to 4894 and encodes 1599 amino acids. The record is from RefSeq and is a predicted model, not a curated record.